Molecule: messenger RNA, 878 nt
Organism: Mauremys reevesii (Reeves's turtle)
Lineage: Eukaryota; Metazoa; Chordata; Testudines; Geoemydidae
Product: zona pellucida sperm-binding protein 3-like
Exons: 5
Coding region: 28-483 (151 amino acids)
Biological process (GO): positive regulation of acrosome reaction; egg coat formation; binding of sperm to zona pellucida
Cellular component (GO): extracellular matrix
Molecular function (GO): acrosin binding
Source: RefSeq, a predicted model, not a curated record
ACAGAGCUUCUACGUUUGCCGGUCGUUAUGCGUUGGUUUGUAUUUAUGACUGGAGCGCUGAGAGACCCUCCAAUGGAUUUCAGCUGGAAGAGGACAUGCAUAUCCAAGCUGAUGUCAGCACUGGGAACCACACAGCUGUGUGGCCACCUUGGGCCCAGACAGGGAUUCCUCUCCCCUCUGUGCUGUCAUGACUUUAAUGACUGCCUGUUGGAUGGGAGAUCAGAUGACACCAUCUCAGCCUUCAUAUCUCCCAGGCCCAGGCAGGACAUGCUGAAAUUCAUGGUGGAUGCAUUCAGGUUUGCAGGAGACACAAGCAACUUGAUCUACAUCACCUGCCAUUUGAAUGUCACCUCAGCUGACCAAGCUCCAGAUCCCUUGAACAAGGCUUGUUCCUUCAACAAAGCCGGCAAUGUUCUCCAGUGGAAGGCAUCAGAAACAUCUGCAGCUUCUGUGAGACUGGGAACUGUGGACAACUUGCACUGACCAGGAGAGUGAACCCUCUGGACAGCUGUCCAGGAAGGUGCUUCCAGAGAGAGAUGUCUUCUAGGAAUGGUGAGUUGUUUAAUGCACUGUGCUUACUGAAUGGGGUGGCCAUGUCUUCCAGUUGAGAUGGUACCAUUCAGACUGUCAAGGGCUGUCAUCCCAAAUCCAGAGUUGAGAGGAAGGACUGGACUGGGACUUGGGGAGAGGCUAAGAGUCAGGAUCAGGCCCCCAUCUGACCCUGGGUGAGUCAUGCAGUCGUACCUCCUUCCCCCCAUCUAUAAAAGAAACUCUUAUUAACCCUGAUCUCCCAGGAGCUGAGGACUAGUGGCCUAAAGAAAAUGCGCCCCAUGAAACCAUUCCACUCAGACGUGAGUGUUUUACUAAACUUCAUUCAC